Molecule: messenger RNA, 3588 nt
Organism: Gymnodraco acuticeps
Lineage: Eukaryota; Metazoa; Chordata; Actinopteri; Perciformes; Bathydraconidae
Exons: 6
Coding region: 255-3326 (1023 amino acids)
Source: RefSeq, a predicted model, not a curated record
UUAGUACCAACAUUUCACACCACCGAAGCUCUGAGCAUUUUUGGCCAAUUUGUUUUAACAUUAACGGUUACCCCCCGCUUUUUUCGGAAGCCUACUGAAGGUCCCUAUUGGCACAUCAGUAUUCAAUAAUUACAUUUUCCAUAUAACAGCCUUGAAAAAACAAAACCUCCGCUAUGCGACAGAGGAAGGGGUAGUUUGAGACGCUGUAGCAGAGUGCAUUGACUACAUACAUCUUAAGUGAGGCUGGCUGAAGGAUGGAUCCAAUCGACUGGGAUGCCAUACGAGCAAUCCAGAGAAAUCUGCACCCAAAUCAUCAAAAUGACAUAAAUAACAGCAUUGAGAAUACCCCAAGAACUAAUAUUGAGUGGGACGCUUACUGUGAAUACUCAAGACCCACUGUUGGUGAAGCACACAGCAGCAUGAGAGUGAAUGUGGAACACGAGCGACUGAGUCCUUCCUUUCAUAAUGUUUAUAUUAAAGACUCAGAAGUCCAGGACCCAGACGGAGAACCGCUUCCAUCGGUUGAAGAAGAUCCAGAGCUGUCAAGAAAGAGGAAAGAGCUUAGAGAGAUAGAGGAGCGGAUAAUGUUUAAGAAAGCUGCCAUUGCUCUGAAAGCAGUUGAACCAACACUGCCAAACGUUUCCAGUAAUGCAGCUACAUGCAAAGGGGCAACUCUUAAAGAAAGGGUGAAUGUCAUUUUGCAGAAAAUAAAUCCUGCCAUAUUUAACUCAAUGUUUUGGUCGCACAGAGAGCGAAUGCACUCAUCCAGGCUGAGCAAAGAUAGUCUCCUGCAGAACAACCAUCCCCUGAAGCUCAGAGUGAAGGCGCUAAUGAAGAGGAGAUGCAGUGAUCCAGCACGCAAGUGCGGUGAAACCCCACCGUCUCCCCCCAGUCGAAGCUUUACCUCACCAGCCAAGGAGGAGACUAUCGCCAACGAAGGUUUCCAGCGCUUCCUCAGCGUGCUCAACAAAGGAGUGGACAUAGACUUCCUCAGCAGGAUUGUCAAUGAUGAUGAUGAUGAUGAUGAAGAUCUCCCUUCAGGCGAGCAGCUCCUAACCACUCAGCCCCCUGCAGUAGAGAAAGAGCCACAUCCAUCUUUCAGGAGCGAGGUCCAGCGAUCAAACAGUGAAGCCUCGCUUCCCGACUUCAGUCAGACCAACAGAGGCCACGACACCUUUUGCAUGCCGGGCGAUGAAGAAAGUAGGAAUGAAGGAGGAGAAAGCAAGUUUGGUUCUAGCAUACCAUCAAAGUCACCUGUUUCAGUUGUGAAGAAGAAGGAAGAAGAAGAUAAACCAAAGGUGGAUGUGCAGCAUGAACAGCUUCAGAAUAUUCUUAAAACUCUGGGGUUGAACCUGGAAGUGGAAGGGAUGAGCAAACUAGAAGAUCGGACUCAGGAGAGACUGUACGGGAAGAAGAAUGAAGACACAAAUGUAGAAGGAUGUAGAGCAGCACAGGAGAGUCAGCAUAGUGGCCCCCAGAGACAUUUCAGUAACUCUUCAUCCUCCUCAAGGUCCACCAAGUCUAGAAGCUUAAGUCCCAGCCUCCCAAUGCGUCAGUGCUCCCCCAGCACUGGAAACCUGGAACGAAAGUCUGAACAGACUUAUUCGAGAGAGAGGAGAGACAGGAUUAUAGACAAUAGCAGAGACAUAUUUAGAGACAGAAGCAGAGACAGGGUUAUAGACAGAAGCAGAGAAAGGAUUAUUGACAGAAGCAGAGACAGAAGCAGAGACAGGAUUAUAGACAGAAGCAGAGACAGAAGCAGAGACAGAAGCAGAGACAGAAGCAGAGAAAGGAUUAUUGACAGAAGCAGAGACAGAAGCAGAGACAGAAGCAGAGAAAGGAUUAUUGACAGAAGCAGAGACAGAAGCAGAGAAAGGAUUAUUGGCAGAGACAGAAGCAGAGAAAGGAUUAUUGACAGAAGCAGAGACAGAAGCAGAGACGGAAGCAGAGACGGAAGCAGAGACGGAAGCAGAGAAAGGAUUAUUGACAGAAGCAGAGACAGAAGCAGAGACAGAAGCAGAGACGGAAGCAGAGAAAGGAUUAUUGACAGAAGCAGAGACAGAAGCAGAGACGGAAGCAGAGAAAGGAUUAUUGACAGAAGCAGAGACAGAAGCAGAGACAGAAGCAGAGACAGAAGCAGAGAAAGGAUUAUUGACAGAAGCAGAGACAGAAGCAGAGACAGAAGCAGAGACAGAAGCAGAGACGGAAGCAGAGAAAGGAUUAUUGACAGAAGCAGAGACCGAAGCAGAGACAGAAGCAGAGAAAGGAUUAUUGACAGAAGCAGAGACAGAAGCAGAGACAGAAGCAGAGACAGAAGCAGAGAAAUGAUUAUUGACAGAAGCAGAGACAGAAGCAGAGAAAGGAUUAUUGACAGAAGCAGAGACAGAAGCAGAGAAAGGAUUAUUGACAGAAGCAGAGACAGAUUUAGAGACAGAAGCAGAGACAGGAUUAUUGACAGAAGCCGAGACAGAAGCAGAGACAGGAUUAUUGACAGAAGCAGAGACAGAAGCAGAGACAGGAUUAGAGACAAUAGCAAAAACAGAAUUGGAGACAGAAGCAGAGAAAUUGUUAUAGACAGAAGCAGAGAUGGAAACAGUCUUACACAAAACCAAACCAACCCCCAUCCCAACCCGGAUAAUUGUUCUACAUUUCCACAAUACAGUUUGUCCGAGGACUCACAGUACACUGCCUAUGAUAAAGGCACUUACAGCUCUGCCACAAAUACUUACUGGGGACAGACGCAGGUGUCUAUUCCUCCCUCCCUUUACCCCGGUGAGGGUCCUUACCCCCUAAACCCUUACCAUAACUUUCCUGAUUUUGUGGGGGAACCUCACAUGGUUAACCCCUAUCACAACCCCCUUGACACAAACUUUUUUGUAAAUCCAGACUUGUCUGCGAGUGAAGGCCAAGUUGCAUCUUUUUCCAAGAUUCGCUGCCUGCAGGUCAUCGACAGUACGCAGCAGUGUGUAAUGAAAAAGAACACCACAAAGAAUUAUAAGAAGAAUUUGAGUGCAAGGAAACUCAGGAAGGUUCAAUACUGGGACAAUGUAAUGGCGAAACAUGAACGAAAAACGUUAUUAUCCGAAGUGCCUAAGGCAGAGGCUGAGGUGGACCCUCCACCUUUGCCACCGAAGUUGCAGGAAAAUAACAUUGAACGUGUGUCCCAACCCGAGCCGAUACACAAGAAGAAACGGCAGCUAACAGAGGAGGAAGUCAAAGCGAACCUGAGGAAAACGCUUGAAGCAUUUAACCAGAAGGUGAAGCAGAGUGUCCCACAGCCAGUGAACUUCCCAUCGCCUCACACUGAUUACGAAGAUGCAUCAUGACUGUCUGAUCAUUUGAAGCUGCUGUGAGAGAUCAUCUGGACUUCAGAUCCAACAUACACAUUCAGUCACUGUUACAGGAGGAUGUAGUAUUUUAGUUGUAUUUCCAAACAUGUUGAAAAGUAAACUAUAUAUUCCUUAAAAUAAUAUGUUUGUGCCAUGUAUUACCAGUUUCUGUAAAGAAAUUGUCCUUAUUUCUGUGAAUUUCUUCUUUGGAAAUCAGUUUCUUGCUGUAUACAUUUGAUUAAAAAUACAUGUUUUUCAG